AUGGAACAAAGUGAAGGUGAACAGGAAUCCCAGCCCGAGAGUCACGUGGAUAGCAAGAACAGCGUGAAAUCCUUGCCUGGGGGAGCAGCCCAUAUCAAACUAGAGAUAAAAAAACAUGCAGUUACGGACGACUACAAACUCUCCAAACGGGUGCUAGGGUUAGGAAUCAAUGGCAAAGUACUGGAGUGUUUCAACAAGGAGACAGGCCAGAAAUGUGCUUUGAAGCUCCUGUAUGACAACCCAAAAGCCCGUCAGGAAGUAGAAUAUCACUGGCGAGCAUCAGGGUGUCCCCACAUUGUCCAUGUUCUGGAUGUUUAUGAGAAUAUACAUCAUGGAAAGAGAUGCCUUCUCAUUGUCAUGGAAUGCAUGGAGGGAGGAGAGCUGUUUAGCAGGAUCCAGGAGAGAGGAGAUCAAGCUUUCACUGAGAGAGAGGCCUCUGAGAUAAUGAGAGACAUCGGAACAGCCAUCCAGUAUCUGCAUUCAAUGAACAUUGCCCAUAGAGACGUCAAGCCUGAAAACUUGCUUUACACAUCUAAAGAGAAGGAUACUGUACUCAAACUCACAGACUUCGGCUUUGCCAAAGAAACCACUGUACAAAAUGCACUGCAGACCCCCUGUUACACUCCUUAUUAUGUGGCCCCAGAAGUCCUUGGUCCUGAGAAGUAUGACAAAUCAUGUGACAUGUGGUCAUUGGGUGUCAUCACAUAUAUUCUCCUGUGUGGGUUCCCUCCAUUCUACUCAAACACUGGUCAAGCCAUUUCUCCAGGGAUGAAGAGAAGAAUUCGGAUGGGGCAAUAUGGGUUUCCCAAUCCAGAGUGGGCUGAAGUAUCAGAGGAAGCCAAACAACUGAUUCGCCAUUUGCUGAAGACUGACCCAACAGAGAGGAUGACAGUUUCUCAAUUUAUGAAUCACCCUUGGAUUAACAGAUCAAUGGCAGUGCCACCAACUCCUCUUCAUACUGCACGAGUCCUGCAAGAGGAUAAAGACCACUGGGAUGAAGUUAAAGAGGAGAUGACCAGCGCUUUGGCUACCAUGAGGGUGGACUAUGAUCAGGUUAAAAUCAAAGACUUGAAAACGUCCAACAACCGCCUCCUGAACAAACGCCGUAAGAAGCAGAAGCAGGCAGGCACCUCUUCUGCAGCCCCAGGGUGCAAUAACCAAUGAGAAGAGACGC
Molecule: messenger RNA, 1174 nt
Organism: Gavia stellata (red-throated loon)
Lineage: Eukaryota; Metazoa; Chordata; Aves; Gaviiformes; Gaviidae
Gene: MAPKAPK3
Product: MAPK activated protein kinase 3
Exons: 10
Coding region: 1-1164 (387 amino acids)
Biological process (GO): response to cytokine; peptidyl-serine phosphorylation; protein autophosphorylation
Cellular component (GO): cytoplasm; nucleus
Molecular function (GO): ATP binding; calmodulin binding; calcium-dependent protein serine/threonine kinase activity
Source: RefSeq, a predicted model, not a curated record